Molecule: messenger RNA, 774 nt
Organism: Didymodactylos carnosus
Lineage: Eukaryota; Metazoa; Rotifera; Eurotatoria; Philodinida; Philodinidae
Source: the annotation of a GenBank genome assembly
AUGCAAGGACUCGUCGCUCUUGUUAGUGGCGCAGCAACGGGUUUAGGGUUUGCGUGUGUUAAACGUUUUGCUGAGCAAGGCAUUAAACAUGUGAUUGCUUGUGAUUUACCAACGUCGAAUGGAGAGGAAGCAAUUGCAGCGUUAAAUUCAUCUCGUGUGUCAUUCCAGUCAUUAGAUGCAACAAAGGAAGAAGAGGUUCAGCAAGUAUUGAAUAAAAUUCGUCUAGAGCAUUCCAAAUUAAAUGUUUUGGUGAAUUGUGCUGGUAUUGGUGUGGCAUUUCGCUCUUAUAACAUCAACAAACGAAGUAUGCACGGAAUGAAUGAAUUUCAAAAUGUAUUGAAUUUCAAUGUUUUCGGUAUAUUUAAUCUAAUUCGCUACGCAUGUCAUUUGAUGGCCGAUAAUCAACCGGAUGAAAACGGACAACGUGGUGUUAUUAUUAAUUCGUCGAGUAUGGCUGCAUUCGAUGGACAAAUUGGUCAGGCAGCUUAUGCGGCGAGUGCUGGAGCUUUAACUAGUAUGACAUUACCAUUAGCACGUGAUUUAUCAAACAUGGGUGUAAGAGUCAUGACGAUUGCGCCAGGAAUAUUUGGAAAUACAAAAAUGGUUGAACCAUUACCAGACAAAGUCAAAAUACUAUUAGGAAAUAUGGUCCCGUUUCCCUCUAGACUCGGGAGACCAGAUGAAUUUGCUCAUCUAGUACAAUCAAUCAUCGAAAAUCCCUAUUUGAAUGGUGAAGUGAUAAGACUAGAUGGAUCUGUUAGAAUGCCACCUUAA